UCAAAUGCUUGUUGCUAUGGAUACGAGGCUCAUGUUUGCAGACUGUGGAGGGUUUUUUUUUUCCUUUUUUUGCUCUCUUUUCUUUAGAUAACUAUUACAGAAAUGGACUCAAAAAUAAAGUUAGAAAUUGUUGGAUUGAUUAAAGACCCUAAUUUUCAUGUUGCCAAAAGUAUUGCAGAGGGGCUAAAACAAAAGUUCCCUGAGGAAUUUCUGGAUCCAAAAGUUCAACCACUGCUUGAGUUCGACUGGCAUGAAUAUCUUUGUAACAAGAAAAUGGAGCUGCGUGGUGAAGUGUGGCAGUACUCCAGCAGCCUGAUGUGCCUUCUCAACGGUAUCCCCCUCGGUGAUGAGAAGGAUCUCGCUGGCUGGGCCGAGAAUCAGUGGAGUUUCACUUUCACGCAGCCAGCGGCCUCCUUCAUGGCUGGAGCUGAAGCCUGCUUCACCAAACACCUGAAGAAAACUGGGCACCAGUUUGUCUUCAUGGACAUUCAGAUAGCAGGAGAAGCAGUCGGGAAGUUAUUGUUUGAGCUGUUCUCAGAUAUUUGUCCAAAGACAUCAAAGAAUUUUGAGGCUCUGUGCACAGGAGAGAGAGGUCUGUCAGAAAGCGGCAUCCCUCUUUGCUACAAGGGCUCUGUGUUUCAUCGUGUGGUGCCCAAUGGCUGGGUUCAAGGUGGAGAUAUUUCUCCAGAAAGAAAAGGAGAUGGAGGGGAGUCGAUCUUUGGUCCAACUUUUGCUGAUGAGAGCUUUGCUGUGUCUCACUCUAAACGAGGAACUCUAGGAAUGGCCAAUAAGGGCCCUCAUAGCAACGGAUCCCAGUUCUACAUCACCCUGCAGCCAACAACCUGGAUGGACAGGACCUAUGUUGCCUUUGGUCAGGUGGUUGAGGGUGUGGACAUCCUCAGGAGAUUAGAAGUGGUUUUGACCUGCAAUGAAAGACCGAAGUAUGAAUGUAAAGUUACAGAUUGUGGAGUGUUUAAGAGUUAACACCUGUACAUUUAAAAUUGAGAUUUAAAAAAAUGUUCAAUGAGCAGAAAAUAAACAUUUGAAUCAUC
This is a messenger RNA of Notolabrus celidotus (New Zealand spotty), 1052 nucleotides long. It is a transcript of the gene ppil6, whose product is annotated as peptidylprolyl isomerase (cyclophilin)-like 6. The coding region runs from base 103 to 984 and encodes 293 amino acids. The transcript has 8 exons. Gene Ontology annotation, biological process: protein peptidyl-prolyl isomerization. NCBI's taxonomy places the organism in Eukaryota, Metazoa, Chordata, Actinopteri, Labriformes, Labridae. The record is from RefSeq and is a predicted model, not a curated record. Gene Ontology annotation, molecular function: peptidyl-prolyl cis-trans isomerase activity.